UCUUCGCGUCACUCAUUCCUCGCUUUUAUUAUCUCCCAACCCCCGCCCCGCCAAACUCCCUCUCUCUCUCUCUCUCUGCAAUUUAAGACAAACGGAUUAGGGGGUAGGAUUUUCUCGGACCAAGUUUUCCGAGAAAGUCCAAGAAAGUCGGAAAAGGAAACACACGCAGGAUUUCUUUUUAUCUUUAAGAUCUGCAUUCCCAAUCUUUUGUAAGGUAACAUUUGUCAUUUUCAGCUAAGAUGAGUUCGAGUAAUGGGAAGGUUCACUCAGAGACUUGCAAUGGAGGAAAUGCGAAUAAACCCUUCAAGAUCUUCGUGGGUUAUGAUUCACGCGAGGAUAUUGCUUACCAGGUCUGCCGCAACUCGAUCUUGAAGCGGUCCUCUAUUCCCAUUGAGAUCAUACCGAUAAUACAAUCAGAUCUGAGAAAAAGUGGUUUAUAUUGGCGCGAAAGAGGCCAAGUCGAGAGCACUGAGUUCUCGUUUACUCGGUUCUUGACACCAUACUUAGCCAAUUAUGAGGGUUGGGCAGUGUUUGUGGACUGUGAUUUUCUGUACUUGGCAGACGUUAAGGAAUUGAGGGACUUGGCCGAUGACAGAUAUGCAGUUAUGUGUGUUCACCAUGACUAUACCCCAAAAGAAUCCACGAAAAUGGAUGGUGCGGUGCAAACAGUAUAUCCUAGGAAGAAUUGGUCUUCCAUGGUGCUUUACAAUUGUGGACAUCCCAAGAACCGGGUUUUGACCCCUGAGGUUGUGAAUACACAAACGGGUGCUUUUCUUCAUCGGUUUCAGUGGCUGGAGGAUGAUGAUAUUGGUUCCAUACCAUGUGUUUGGAAUUUUCUUGAGGGCCAUAACAAGGCCCUUGAGAAUGAUUCCAUGACUUUUCCCAAGGCGAUACAUUAUACACGGGGAGGGCCAUGGUUUGAGGCUUGGAAGAAUUGUGAGUUUGCAGACCUGUGGGUAAAAGAAAUGGAGGAAUACAUGAAUGAAGCAAAGAAGAAUAUUGAUGAGUAGAAUGAACUAGCAGGUUGUGUUAUUCAUUUAUAUUAUAGAAUUGUUAGUAAAGUAGAUGUCUUCACGCUGUAUUCUUUAUGUUGUAUUUGUUAUGUAAGUUCUAUUGCUAAUGAUGAUUUCAUUGAGAGUAGAAGCAUGGACAUUACAGGCUUAUAUGUAAUGCUUCUGUGGUAGUUCUUUGUACUAGUUAUUACAUGGGUAGUGCAGGGAAGUAUAUGCCUUGUAUAUGUUUGAUUGUUUAUUUGUUAAACUACCACAUUCAGGUGUAACUUUUUAGUUACUUAUGUAUUAGAAUUUAUUCUUUCUAUCAAAGUAUUUUACUUUUCA
Molecule: messenger RNA, 1337 nt
Organism: Carya illinoinensis
Lineage: Eukaryota; Viridiplantae; Streptophyta; Magnoliopsida; Fagales; Juglandaceae
Product: protein CDI-like
Exons: 2
Coding region: 240-1010 (256 amino acids)
Source: RefSeq, a predicted model, not a curated record